Messenger RNA from Salvelinus fontinalis (brook trout), 1656 nucleotides. Its product is annotated as astacin-like metalloprotease toxin 5. Gene Ontology annotation, molecular function: zinc ion binding; metalloendopeptidase activity. The transcript has 11 exons. The record is from RefSeq and is a predicted model, not a curated record. The coding region runs from base 558 to 1343 and encodes 261 amino acids. NCBI's taxonomy places the organism in Eukaryota, Metazoa, Chordata, Actinopteri, Salmoniformes, Salmonidae. Gene Ontology annotation, biological process: proteolysis.
AUAUAUGUUUCAGUGAGGUUGGCUUAGCAUUCAUAGCAAUUGUUAUCAGCUGUACCGCAGAGAUGACACGUAAGUCAUAGAAAAUAGAUGUUGUGGUGGCAGCUGCAGAGAAGAACUUGGGGGUACGGGAUUCAAUUUCAGAAGAGUUACAGGGUGUGUUGAGUAGUAGUGUCUCACCCUCUCGGGUCGUUGGCCUGGGGUAGGAUAAGACAGGGUUAAAGUAGUGGAAUAAGGUGAUGGGUUUUAAUGAGUGUAGGGUUAGUUAGUAGGGUCAUUAAAUAUAUAUUUGUAUGGAUUUUUUCACGUUUCCCCUUAUACCAUUUUGUAUAACAGAGUGUAAUGGAUUCAUACAAUAGUUCAGUAGAGGGCGAUAAUGCAACAUAUUGGAUGCCAACCGUCUUUAAACCUCACCGAAGAAGAAGGAGAAUGCACCUGUUCUUUUGUGAUUGCUGCCCUGCCCACUAUUUGACUGGAAGGAGAGCAUAUGCACAAAUUUGUUUGUUCUGUUUCUUUGAUAGUUUUUUUUCCAAAUCUUGGGGGACAAUUGUUGCUGCAACAUGGUUUGGUUUCUGAUUCUCAUCUGUGUUGUCCAAGUGGGCAGUGUUCCGAUCACCAAUUUCACAAAUGCUACUACUUCAAAUGCUACUAUCCCUGCCACAGUGGACAAUUCUAAAAACCCCAUCAACAAUUCUACAAAUGUGACUUUCUCUGCCACAGUGGACAAUUCUAAAAACCCCAUCAACAAUUCUACAAAUGUGACUUCCUCUGCCACAGGUUCUACUGCCUCAAUGGGGACACGCCACAGACAAAAUGAUUGGGUUAAAACGCCUGAAACUAGAGAAGAGGACUUACAGUUUGACCUUGCUAUCACGGAGGGAGACAUUCUGGUUUCGGAAGACCGCUUAGCUGUGAAGUCACUUUGGCCUGAGAAUGAAGGCGUCACUUCUAUCCCCUACAAGAUCAACGAUUAUCUGGUGGACAGAAAGGAAACUAUACUAGCAGCGUUCAAGAUGAUUUCAGACCGAACGUGUAUCCUCUUCCACGAAUACACCAAUGAGAUGAACUACAUCGAGUUCAUCUCUGGGACAGGCUGUGCGUCGUAUGUAGGUUUUCAGGGCGGGGCCCAGUCUCUGUACUUCGGUAGAGUCUGUAGCGUGGGGAACCUGUGUCAUGAGCUGAUGCAUGCACUGGGCCUGCACCACGAGCACACACGGCCAGACCGUGACCAAUACGUCACCAUACAGUGGGACAAUGUGGUCCCAGAUACUACUUCUCAUCAAACCGGAACCCCACUAUCGGCUCCAAGAAGAGUGGAGUCCAGAUUGGACAGAGAAAUCACCUGAGCCCCCUGGACAUAACACGCCUUAACAAACUCUAUCAAUGUGAAUAACAAUGCACAGUUUAGCAUUUAUUACACCAUCGAAGAUUUCAACACCGCUGCUGUCGACUGAAGAUUCCAACACAAAUGGCACUGACAUUUUAACUUCUCAACAAUGAAUAAGUUGAACUAGUCCCUUAAAGCUUUCUGAUGUAUUAUACGUGUGUUCAGCAGCAGGCAGUAGUUUAAUUUGUCCUGUGUGCUCUUGCUGCCUUGAAUUAGGCCUAUUCCACUGCACUUGUCUUGGAAAUGAAUAAAAUGACCUCGACUGAAAAGAA